AUGUCUUCUGAGGAGGAAAAGAACAUGGGAGGAAAAAAGUUGCAGAAAAGCUACUUUGAUGUAGUUGGUUUAUGUUGUUCCUCAGAGGUGCCUCUGAUUGAGAACAUCCUCAAACCUCUCGAAGGAAUCAAACAAGUUUCCGUCAUCGUACCUUCACGAACGGUCAUAGUUGUCCACGACACUCUCCUCAUUUCCCAGCUUCAAAUUGUUAAGGCAUUGAAUCAAGCAAGACUAGAGGCUAAUAUUAGAGUGUAUGGAGAUGAAAAGCACAAAAAAACAUGGCCAAGUGUUUACUCAAUGGCUUCUGGUUUGUUGCUUGCACUUUCAUUUCUGAAAUUUGUGUACCCACCAUUCAAAUAUCUUGCUCUUGGAGCUGUGGCUGCUGGGAUUCUUCCAAUUAUCUUAAAAGCUUUUGUCUCCAUUCGGAAUGUUAGAGUUGACAUCAAUAUUCUCGUCAUCAUAGCAGUUAUUGCGACAAUUGCUAUGAGAGAUUAUUUGGAAGCAGGAACCAUUGUUUUCCUCUUCUCAAUUGCGGACUGGUUAGAGUCAAGAGCUAGCCACAAGGCGAAUGCAGUUAUGUCGUCGUUAAUGAGCAUUGCUCCUCAAAAGGCAGUGAUAGCAGAAACCGGAGAGGUUGUCGAUGUUGACGAGGUGAAAGUCAACACAGUUUUAGCAGUUAAAGCUGGGGAAACUAUACCUAUCGACGGAGUUGUUAUAGACGGUAACUGUGAAGUCGAUGAAAAAACAUUGACAGGUGAAUCAUUCCCUGUAGCUAAACUGAAAGACUCCAUUGUGUGGGCCGGCACAAUUAACCUAAACGGUUAUAUUAGUGUCAUGACCACUGCGUUAUCCGAAGACUGCGUGGUUGCAAAAAUGGCAAAGCUUGUGGAAGAGGCCCAGAACAGCAAAACCAGCACGCAGAGGUUGAUUGACAAAUUUGCCAAGUUUUAUACACCAGCUGUUGUAGUCAUAUCGACACUUGUAGCAGUGAUUCCGCUUGUGUUAAAAGUACAUAACGAGAAAUACUGGCUUCACUUUGCACUGGUUGUUUUAGUAAGUGCAUGUCCUUGUGCACUUAUCCUUUCAACACCAGUUGCGACUUUUUGCGCUUAUACGGCAGCUGCUACAUCCGGUCUUCUGAUCAAAGGGGGUCAAUCUCUGGAAACACUGGCAAAAAUUAAGAUCAUGGCUUUUGACAAAACGGGUACCAUAACAAAGGGUGAAUUUGCGGUGACGAAUUUCCAAUCUCUUUCAGAUGACAUUGAUUUGAACACAUUGCUCUACUGGGUGUCGAGCAUUGAGAGCAAGUCAAGCCACCCAUUGGCGGAAGCAAUUGUUGAUCACGGAAGGUCUCUCUCCAUUGAACCAAAUCCGGAAAAGGUGACAGAAUUUGAAAAUUUUCCGGGAGAAGGAAUCUUUGGAAAAAUUGAUGAGAAAGUUUUCUACAUUGGAAAUAAAAAAAUCGCUACAAGAGCAGGAUCUAAAACAGAAGUUCCAACAUUAGAAGGUGAAGUUGAUGGAGGAAAGACCGUUGGCUACAUAUACUCAGGACCAACCCCAGUUGGAAUUUUCUCGUUAUCUGAUACUUGCCGGUCAGGGGUUCAAGAGGCAAUAAGGCAGCUGAAGUUGUUAGGAAUCAAAACCGCUAUGCUCACUGGAGAUAGCCAAUCAGCUGCAAUGCAAGCACAGGAGCAGUUAGGUGGAGCUCUGGAGUUAGUCCAUGCGGAACUUCUGCCGGAGGGCAAAGUAAAAAUCAUCUCUGAAUUUAAAAAGGAAGGUCCAACAGCGAUGCUUGGAGAUGGUUUAAAUGACGCACCUGCGUUAGCUUCAGCUGAUAUUGGAAUUUCAAUGGGGAUUUCAGGUUCUGCACUGGCAAGUGAGACCGGCGAUAUCAUUCUUAUGUCGAAUGAUCUUAGGAAAAUACCAGAAGCCAUUAAGCUCGCCAGAAGAUCUCGAAGGAAAGUGAUAGAAAAUAUUAUAUUAUCAGUCAUUACUAAGCUUGCGAUUCUUGGUUUGGCUGUCGCUGGUCACCCGAUUGUUUGGGCAGCAGUUCUUGCCGAUGUUGGGACAUGUCUGUUGGUCAUCUUAAACAGCAUGUUACUUCUGCCAAGAAGACACAAGCAUGGAGGAAAAAGUUGUAAGUCAUCAACUCAACAUCAUGUCCACAAAAAUGGAUGCGGCGACACUAACGGCUGUUCCUCUCAUCAUCACCAUCAACAUCAGCAUCAACAUGAGCCUGAACAUCAGCAACAACAUCACCAUCACCAUCACCAUGAGCAUGAGCAUCAACAUCAACAACACCAACAUCAACAUCAACAUCAAGGCCAUAAGCAUUGUUGCUCAGACAAGGCUGAGCCCCAGAAGCAUGUCGCUAAGUCAUGUUCCUCAAAAAGUCCACCCUGCCCUUCAAAUCCAAGUUUAAGUGGAAGUGUUCCCCAUCUCAAAAACACGGAGAAUCAUGAUCAAUGUAAGGGAAGUCAUGAAUUGCAUGAAUCAGAUCACUGUCAUCAUGGAAGAUGUGACAAGAGUCAAGAUGAAGUACAGAAACAUGAUACUGAAAACAAGUGUUGUUCAGAUUCACACAAUUUGAAUUUAAAUGCCAGAGAUGUCAACACAGCUUCGAUAAAAAGUCAUGGUCAUUGUCUGGGACAUAAGUCCCAUGGAACAAAACACUGCCACAACCAAAACGUUGGCAUGGUUACUCGUGAUAGCACUUCACAUAGUUCUCCCUGCCAUCUCAAUCCCUGUGAUAAAAAACAAAGCCAACAAUUAGGUGAGCACUGUCACUCAAACCAUAGUUGUGAAAAACUGCAAAACCAUGGAACCAUUCAUGACAUUCAGCAUCAGAAAACAGGUUGUCAUUCUGAUAACCAUGGUUGUGAAAAUCUGCAUGACCAUGGAAUCAUUCAUGACAUUCCGCAUCAGAAAUCAGGUUGUCAUUCUGAUUUUAAGAAGCAUGGGACGAGUGAAAUAUCCAUAGAUAUCACCGAAGAACAUGAUGAAACAGCAUCGAAGCCUGAUUGUUCAAGUUUAGCAGAAAAAGAAAAGGAUUCCUGCAAAGAUUGCUCCAAAACAUGUGAGAACCCGCCUGUUGAGUGUGAGGGCUGCGACGGUUCAAUUGAGAAAGAAGUUAGUUCAUGCUGCUAUAAUGAGGGUUGUUCAAAGGAAUCGAUCGAAUCCUCAAUUGCGCAUGCUUGUAUUAGCUUGGACAAGAGAGUAGUUGGUGGAUGUUGCAAGAGCUACAUGAGGGAAUGCUGUGGCAAGCAUGGACAUUCAAGGAUUGGUAAUUUUGUAGGUUUAUCAGAAAUUGUUACAGAAUAG
This is a messenger RNA of Lathyrus sativus (Indian pea), 3321 nucleotides long. Lineage: Eukaryota; Viridiplantae; Streptophyta; Magnoliopsida; Fabales; Fabaceae. The record is from the annotation of a GenBank genome assembly.